AUGUCAAAGCUUUCUCGACCGUACUUGCGGGACUUGCAGUUCCGUGGCGUCGUCGAAGGUCUCACAUAUCUUGACGAGAAGUCGGAUCCAUUGUGUCACUUCUUUGGUGGUGUCCCGUUCGGCCUUCCUCCAGUAGGACCAUUCCGUUUCCAGAAGCCGAGAUCGUUGCCAACAUGUUAUCGCUAUGGCACCAAAUCAAAUCCUGGCCGCUUUACGGGGAGUUGCGGUCUGUGUCCACAGGUCACAAGGCAGGGACUUGAUGAUCAUCUGUGGGAAGAAGACUGUCUACAAAGUAACAUCUGGGUUCCAACCGGAGAGCCGCCUGAAGGAGGAUGGCCGGUGUUGUUCUACAUCCAUGGCGGCUUCCUCCAGCUUGGCAAUCCCAAUGACAUGGACAUGCGGGCCUUCCUUAGCGACUCGCCAACACGAUGCAUAGUGGUAGCACCCGCUUAUCGACUCAACAUCUUUGGCUUCCUCUCUUCACCUGAGCUGCUCCAAGAAUGUCCUGACUUCAGUGUCAACCUAGGAUUCUGGGACCAGCGUCUUGCUCUGCAGUGGACAUGGGAAAAUAUCAGCUACUUCGCUGGCAACCCUUCCAACAUCACCAUCUCAGGGUACUCAGCUGGUGCACACUCUGUGUUUCAUCAACUGGCGUACGAUCUCGGUGUGCCCGACAAGAAAGCAAUAGUGAAGCGCGUACUCAUGCUAUCGAACGGACCAGGCGUGCAACCCAAGAGCCUUGAAGAAUCGCAAACCCAGUUCGAGGAGGUACUGACAGCUCUGAAAAUUCCGCCAUCUGCGCUUCCGUCAGAAAAACUCGCAAAGCUGCGCGCCCUCCCCGCCAAAGCUCUCAUCGAAGCCAGCACCAAGCUCAAACUCCACCAAUUCCGCGCCGUCACAGACGGCUCCUUCGUGCGCCACAACCUCAUCCAGGAGCUCUCCGAUGCAACAUUUGCACAGCGACUGAAGCAAAGAAACAUCAAGAUCAUGAUGGGCGAGUGCUCAGAAGAGCAUUUUCUGUACGGAACCUGGAAGCCACCGCAGCCCGGAUCCGACCCCUUGUUUCACCGUCUGGAAGCCGAUUACCCGCGAGCAGCUGUCGAGGUACUGAUGAAGCACUACUUCCCCGAUCAAAAGUUGGCGAAGAAGUUUAAGAGCUGGGGUGAGGCAUUUGGGCAUAUCUACGCGGAUGUGCAGAUCCAUGCGCUCGAGCGUGGAAUGGCUGAUGCGUUGGUAAAGCAUGGCGCUGGAAGUCUUCUACACCGGUAUCGCAUCGAGUGGCGUGCAAAGUGUGUGGACAGGAAGAUACCUAGGAAGUUUGGGCCGACGCAUACUUCGGAUCUCCCCAUUUGGUUCUGGGGAAACGGUGAUGCGUUGACGAGGGUUGAGAAGAAGAUCAUCACCGAGGCAUUCCAGAAGCCUUUGGCUCAGUUCUUGUAUGGUGAGUCGGUUUCUUGGGGUACCGAACACCACACGCAGAUCAGGACGCUCAAAGAAGAUGGGCGUGUGGUCAUCGAGGACGACGAAAGUAGAUUACGAGAAGCCCUGGAGCUCUGGAACGCGUUGAGCAGAGUCAGCACGCCUCGACGACCACGGGAGUCAAAGCUGUGA
Molecule: messenger RNA, 1611 nt
Organism: Didymella exigua CBS 183.55
Lineage: Eukaryota; Fungi; Ascomycota; Dothideomycetes; Pleosporales; Didymellaceae
Product: paraben-hydrolyzing esterase precursor
Exons: 2
Coding region: 1-1611 (536 amino acids)
Source: RefSeq, a predicted model, not a curated record